AUGACGGCAAUGCCUGCGCUCUCGCGUCUCCGCCCUUCACCCAUCCUCACCACUCAGCAGCUUUAUUCUCGCCCAGCAAAGAGGACCCCGAGAGUGAGACCAAGAAGCCCCCUCCAAUGCUCCCCCAGGGCCCCAAGACCCGACUCAGUCGUCCAGCAGGAGCCCCCAACUGCAACGACACAACGGGUCCCUCCCACCUGGUGCACCCUGGGCCUCGGAGCUGGAGAAUGGGACCCCAAAAAUAGUGUGGAAUUUGCCUUCGGCCGGCGCCUAAGUAUUAGUGCGGUAUACCUACUGCGUAGGCCACCCGUACCCAGGAACGGUAGGGACAAGGUCCCUAGAGAGGUUCCGUGCUCUUGGGGCUUGGGAUUCCAAUCCUCCCCGGACACUCAACCCGGAAUGGCCGCCCUACAGCCCAGCGAGGGAGUCAAGCUUCGCCAUGGAGGAAAGGACGUGCUCGUGCUGCGACGUGCCUCUGGUGUCAUGCUGUGCGUGCGGCGUGAUAAUGGCCAUGUACGAUGUCCCACGAUGGAGAUGGCGUGA
Molecule: messenger RNA, 543 nt
Organism: Colletotrichum tamarilloi
Lineage: Eukaryota; Fungi; Ascomycota; Sordariomycetes; Glomerellales; Glomerellaceae
Exons: 1
Coding region: 1-543 (180 amino acids)
Source: RefSeq, a predicted model, not a curated record